UUUUUUUUUUUUGCAUGACGUCAUCAAAAGCGGACAACUUUCAAUCAGCGUUGAUUUGUUUUCAUCGAAGGGUGCCUGCAUAUUUUGCUGCCAGUUUUUGUGUUUGAUGCUCCCAUGAAUCCAAUAAUCAAACGAAGACUUCCUUCGUCUUUGAGGACUCUGCUGACUGACAUCAGUCCGAAAGAAGAAUGGACAGACGUACAGCCACACCCGGAGAUCAGGGAUGGGAUUAUACUACCGCCCAGGGGAGUUGCUGUGGGACCAGAGGAGCUUCUCUCUCCAUCCCAUGGCGAGAAUACUGCACAGAGCAUAGAGAAAAGCGAGAGAAGAGCUGUGUGCUUGCUUUGCCACUGUAAACCCUCCCUGUAUACCUGUCCUCGGUGCAAUGUGCCCUACUGCAGUUUGACCUGUUACAAGAGCCCUGAGCACUCCGUUUGUUCAGAGGACUUUUAUAAAGAGUCUGUUCUUCAGGAGCUGAAGGAGAUGGGUAAAACUGAGGCGGAAGGAAAAAAGAAAAUGCAAGAAAUUCUUUUAGGACUUAGAAAGAAGGCAGAAAAUACAGAUGGUGGCAUGGAGAGUCUGCUGAAAGAAGAAGGGGUUUUGUCAGGGCAAUCAGAAGAAGGACCAGAAGACACAAAGAUCAAUGUAGAAGCUAUUGAACUUUUGUCAAGGCUUGCAGAAUUACAGGAGACUGAUGAGGACAAUGCAGAGGAGAUUGAGAAUAUUUUAAGAAACCUUCAAAAAAUAGGAACAGAGAACAAUGUCGAUGCACUAGAGGAUAAAGAUGCCCAGGAUGAAAAUGAUGACAUAGAUUUAGCUGAUCGAUUGCAAGGGUUGGAUAUUGAUGAGCUCUCAGAGGAACAACUGUGGGGCCUUUUGAACAAAGAGGAGAAGAAAAAGUUUGUAGGAUUAAUUAAACAUGGUGCUUUUAAUGGACUUGUUACUCUGUGGAAGCCAUGGUGGGAGGAUCAUGAGGAGAGUGGAUGGGUACAGAUAGAAGUGCUCCAGGAGGAAAUGAGUGAAGAGAAAAAAUGCAAUGCCAAUACUGUUAAAACAUUACAACAAGGUACACUUGGAAAUAAAUCUAAUACAAAGAUUAAACAGGUCAAAGAAAAAAGAAAAGACAUAGACAACAGCCAAGAGUCAGCCCAAACUGGUGUCCCUCCAGUUUCUGCAAAAAUCCCCAAGUUGAGUUGCCUGUGUUCAAAUCCGUCCCCUUUGGUUGGCUUCUCUUUGGUCAAUGCAAUUUUCAGUUACUCAUUCGCUCUUUGUUUCUUUAAUGGAGACACUGACUCUCUCAUGUUUGAACUGUGUGACAUGAUAUUAACUAUGUCUGAGGCACUGAAUUCAAACAAAAUAUUUAACUCAGUCCAGGAGGCAUUAGAUUCUGUACAAACUUUAAUUUUAGGCAAAGGCUACCUCAGUAAGGAUGACCCCGAUGCCCCCACCAGAGCAGUAGAAGCUGUAGCUCACAUACUAACAGGCAAAAACAGGGAAUAUUCAAUUGGAUACUGUCUUUCUGCUCUAAGUCAGCUGCGAUUAGUGUUCACGCAGGCCAGAGCAGCCUUAUCUAAGGAGGAAGACCAGGGAAAUAAGAGAAAGAAAUACUUUAUGGCCUGCAAAAAAUGUGAGUUCCUCCAAGCUUGGGUGGUGGAAAAUGAACAUAAUAUAAGUAUUCUUGCUAUUGAGUUAUGGAAUGAACACAGUAAAAGAGAGACAGAAUUGUUAUCAAUGACUAAAGCAAAGACUGAGGUUCAGCAGAGCUGGAAAAAAGGAAAACGAAGAGGAAAUGGUAAAUUGGUAGAAGAAAUCUAAAGCACUUGCAUUUUUUGAAUGUCUGAUCAUCUAUUUGUGUGUGUUUUUUCCAAUAAACUCUUUUAAACCA
This is a messenger RNA of Boleophthalmus pectinirostris (great blue-spotted mudskipper), 1885 nucleotides long. RefSeq names its product zinc finger, HIT-type containing 2 (gene znhit2). The coding region runs from base 115 to 1815 and encodes 566 amino acids. Lineage: Eukaryota; Metazoa; Chordata; Actinopteri; Gobiiformes; Gobiidae. The transcript is spliced from 2 exons. The record is from RefSeq and is a predicted model, not a curated record.